AUGUGGCUUAUUUGGAAGGAAAGAUGUGAUAGAGUUUUUGAACAUAAAACUAUAAAUAGUAUUGCCUUAAGCUUGGAAAUUCAGAGGCAUAUUGAUUUUUGGUCAACAAAGAUAUUUAAGGUUGCGAAAAAAACACAGAAAAAGAAGAAUAAAAAUCCUUGGAGUGCUCCAAAUCUGGGUACUCCGAAAUUUAAUGUAGAUGCCACUUGGUUGUCUGAGAGUUUACCUUCAACUUAUGCCUUGAUUUUGAGAAAUGCAGCAGGUGAAGGAGAAAGUGCAGGACAAGCAGCUGGUCUCGACCCACAAGAAGCAGAAGCUAUAGGAAUCUGGCAGACAACAGUUUGGGCUAAGGAUCAUCAGAUACAAAACUUUAGCAUUGAAGUUGAUUGUGAAAGCCUUUUCAACUUCAUUAAUGGAAAAACAGUAAAUAUUUCUUGGAGAGCCAUAGCUUAUAUGCUGGAAGCUCACAGAUUAGCAAAACUUUGUAAUAACUUUUUGGGUUUCUUCUUUGUUCCUAGACUAGGUAACCAAUUAGCUGACAGUAUAGCUAAGUCCAUUAACAAUAGAAGAUAUUUCUUACAAGAACCUAAUACUGCUCAGCUUGGUCCUUUAGAUGGAAUGCAUAUCUCUUAUUUUACUGCUACAGAUUCUCAAUUCGAUUCCUAA
Molecule: messenger RNA, 666 nt
Organism: Papaver somniferum (opium poppy)
Lineage: Eukaryota; Viridiplantae; Streptophyta; Magnoliopsida; Ranunculales; Papaveraceae
Exons: 2
Coding region: 1-666 (221 amino acids)
Molecular function (GO): nucleic acid binding; RNA-DNA hybrid ribonuclease activity
Source: RefSeq, a predicted model, not a curated record